AUGUCCCGACCAAAGAUAGCAGUCCUGGACGACUACGCCAACUUUGCGCCCCAGUUCCUUUCCCAGUUCUCAGAUCGACUCGACAUCGAGUACUUCCCGACAACCUUAAAUCCAAGCGUGCCGGCUGAUUUCGAAGCCCUGGUUCAGCGCCUGAAACCCUUCCCCAUUAUCUCGACGAUGAGAGAGCGCACGCCCUUUCGCAAGCCGCUGCUAGAAAACCUGCCCAACCUCAAGGUUCUCCUGACGACGGGCAUGCGAAAUCUGGGCAUUGACACUGACACGUGCAAGGAGCGUGGAGUGGUCGUGGUUGGAACCCGGGGUGGGGGGAAGAAGGUGCCACCAAACUUCGAUACCACUAACGAGCAGACGUGGGCACUGAUCCUUGGGUUGGUCAAAGGAAUCGCGGAACAUGAUGUGCUGGUCAAGACCGAGCCUAACAGGUGGCAGGCGACUAUUUCUCUCGGACUGGCUGGAAAGACGCUCGCGUGCUUUGGCCUCGGACGACUCGGUCUGCAGUGUGCAAGAACCGCCAUUCUGGGCUUCGGCAUGAAGGUCGUCGCAUGGAGCCCGAAUCUGACGCAGGAGAAGGCGGACGAAGGCGUGGUAUCCGUCGGUCUCCAACCGGGAAGCGUGCAAGUGGCGACAAGCAAAGAAGAAUUGUUCCGCGCCGCCGACGUUCUCAGCGUACACCUUGUCCUAAGUGAGCGCUCUCGGGGCAGUGUGGGCGGGCCGGAGCUGGAGUGGAUGAAAGAGAGUGCCGUGUUGGUCAACACCAGCCGCGGGCCACUGGUUGACGAAAAUGCAAUACUGGACACGCUCAAGAAGGGGAGAAUUCGAGGCUUUGCCGCUGAUGUCUUUGACACGGAGCCGCUUCCGCCGGACAGUGAAUGGCGAACUCAACAGUGGGGUCGAGAUGGGAGGAGCCACGUCUUGCUCAGCCCGCACAUGGGCUACGUCGAAGAACAGACGUUGAUUAACAUGUAUAGAGAUACAGCAGAAAACAUUAGACAGUGGUUGGACGGUGAGGAAUUCAAGAACAGAAUGAUAUAA
This is a messenger RNA of Didymosphaeria variabile, 1050 nucleotides long. RefSeq lists its product as uncharacterized. The transcript has a single exon. NCBI's taxonomy places the organism in Eukaryota, Fungi, Ascomycota, Dothideomycetes, Pleosporales, Didymosphaeriaceae. The record is from RefSeq and is a predicted model, not a curated record. Bases 1 to 1050 code for a protein of 349 amino acids. Gene Ontology annotation, molecular function: oxidoreductase activity, acting on the CH-OH group of donors, NAD or NADP as acceptor; NAD binding.